This is a messenger RNA of Tetrahymena thermophila SB210, 1494 nucleotides long. Its product is annotated as kinase domain protein, putative. The record is from RefSeq and is a predicted model, not a curated record. NCBI's taxonomy places the organism in Eukaryota, Ciliophora, Oligohymenophorea, Hymenostomatida, Tetrahymenidae. The transcript is spliced from 14 exons.
AUGAAAAUAAAUUUAUUAUUUCUAAAUUAGAAAUCACAUUUAUUUUAUCAAAAUUUAAUUUAAUAUUAAUUGUUUUUAAUAAAUUCUUAGCUAAAAUUGAAAUUUAUAAAAAUAAAUAAACACAAAGAAAUAGAAUUUCAUUAGAUGCAGAAUUUAUUUAUAAAAGAUGAAAAUAAAUUUACCAUUGAUCUAGAUAACUUUUAUUUACUUCAAAACUAAAAUAUGAAUAUUAAUGAAUCAAUUAAUAAAGAUUAUAAAUAAAUAGAGUUGCUUAAGGUCAAUUUUAAUUCUUUGAAAUUUGAUGGAGAUUAUUUUUUAUAAAAUCUUUAUGAAUUAUCUUCGAAAUGCACAAGCUUAAUAUCAUUAAGUAUUUGUUUGGAUUCAACAUUAAUAAAUGAUUUGUCUUUGGUUUCAAUUUAGAAAUUACUCUCGAAUUCCUUAAAAAUUAAGUGUCUAUAAUUAAAUCUAUCAUAAAAUCUAAUUACAAAGGAAGGAGCAUACAUAUUAGCUAAGGGAAUAAGAGGAAAUUUAAAUUUGUAGUCAAUUUCUUUGAAUUUUGAGUAAGCAACUAAUUAUUUUUAUUUUUACUUUAAAAUAUUUUAGUAAAAAUUAGAUUUGUAGUUAAGGACUAAAAAGUUUAUCAAACUCUUUAAGGGAACUUAAAUAUUUAACUUAACUAGAGCUUAGCUUGGAGUAAGUUUUUAUUUUAAUUUUUUCCUUAAACUUCAAAAAUAUAUUAGGAAAAAUUAAAUUGAGUCAGAUGCAGCAAUAGAAUUUGGAAAACUGUUAGAAUAAACCUAACAAUUAGAAUCUUUAGUGCUCAAUUUUAAUAAUAACAAAAUUAAAACAGAAGGUGCAUUUUAAAUUUGUAAAGGAAUAUCUAAGUGUAGUAAAAUCAAAGAUUUAGUGUUGAUGUUUAACAAUAUUUACCUGAUUUACGAUUAAUAAAAAUACGGACUUUAGCCUUUAGGUAUUUAAAUUAGUAAAUGCAGACAUUUAAAAAAGUUAGUUUUAGAUUUAGGCUAAAAUUCAAAUUCUAGCUACAAUGAGCUUUUACCGAUUUUAACUAAUUGCACAAAUUUAAGACAUUUGUAGUUUGACUUUAAUUCAAAAACAACGGAGUUUUAAUUAAAAAGUGAAUUGAAUUAGUUCUAUUUUGUUAUAGAAAGAGCUAAUUACAUAACAUAUCUUUCUCUUAAAAUAGAAAAUUACACUUUUGGAACUUAAGGAGGAUAACUAUUGGUCAAUGAAUUGCUUAAAUGUAAAAAUUUAAUAACUCUCUAGCUUAGUUUGAUAGAAACAAACAUCUCAAUUGCUGACUUUGAAUCACUUAUUUUGGAAUCUAGGAGGAGAUUAAAUCUUAGCUAAUUUUAUUGCAUUGUUUAGUAGUCUUGGCUGACAUAACUUCAACUCAAAAAAAGCAAAUAUUAAUAUCUAUUUAAAAAGAGUGCUAAAAUGGUUUAAUACUCUUUGGUAUUUACUAAAUCCUUUUGA